GAGGAGGAACAUUCUCCGAGUGGACCCGUCGGAGCGACAUGGCGGUCCCACAGUUUCUCUCUACGGCGGAGUUGGUCAAACAAGGAGCGGAAGCUCGCUUGUAUCGGGCAGCGUUCUUAGGAAAGCCGACAAUAAUCAAAGAAAGGUUUCCUAAACUCUACCGACAUCCAGAGCUGCACGACAAGCUGAACUCUCGCAGAACAGCUCAUGAGGUCCGCUCCAUCCUGCGCUGCAGAAAAGCAGGUAUUCCGGCUCCAGCUGUCUACUUCGUGGACUACAAGUACCACUGCAUCUUCUUGGAGGAAAUUGUUGGCUCCUCAACUCUGCGUGACCACAUCAACUCCGUUCAGCGGCGCGACUCCUGCGCAGACCGAGGUCUGCACGAGCUAGCCGAGCGAGUCGGUCGGAUCUUAGCCAAAAUGCACGACGAGAACGUCAUCCACGGCGACCUGACCACCUCCAACAUGCUGCUGAGGCGCGGGCCAGAGGCCACGGAACCGGAGCUCGUCUUCAUCGACUUCGGCCUGAGUUACAUUUCGGCUUUGCCCGAGGACAAGGGCGUGGAUCUGUUUGUCCUGGAGAAGGCUUUUCUCAGUACUCACCCCGACACAGACGUGCUGUUUGAGAAGCUGCUAAAGAGCUACGCUGCCACUUCCAAGAUGUCGGCGGCAGUCAUCAAAAAGCUUGACGAGGUACGGCUGAGAGGGAGGAAGAGGUCCAUGGUGGGGUGAUCAUGAGGUGGACGGACGAACACUUACUUUGAGGUUCAGACGAGUGGUCAACGAUUGGACAGGGUGAAGUUAUUAAUCUGUAUGAUGUUGUGCUAUAAAUGAAAUAAACAGACUUAUUAAUAAAAUGUUGCAAGUUA
This is a messenger RNA of Xiphophorus couchianus (Monterrey platyfish), 868 nucleotides long. RefSeq names its product TP53 regulating kinase (gene tp53rk). The record is from RefSeq and is a predicted model, not a curated record. Lineage: Eukaryota; Metazoa; Chordata; Actinopteri; Cyprinodontiformes; Poeciliidae. The transcript is spliced from 2 exons. The coding region runs from base 39 to 731 and encodes 230 amino acids. Gene Ontology annotation, biological process: protein phosphorylation. Gene Ontology annotation, cellular component: cytosol; EKC/KEOPS complex; nucleus. Gene Ontology annotation, molecular function: protein serine/threonine kinase activity; ATP binding.